AUACCGGGGGCAUUACGACGAUGGAUUCGAGAGCAGAAUCAACAAAAACAACAUUAGCGAUUCUUGACUCCGCCAAGUAAACACACACACGCACACCCAUAAAGACUCCGUCACGCACACUCAUGCAACAGCGCAUCUCAAGGAAAACUUGAUGGGGAAAAAACCGAAGGAAAAACUUGUCAAGUUCGAAGCCCUUUCGAAAUAUUCUAAACAGACCCGGAAAAAAUGAAGCAGCAGAAAAUGUUAUCAAAUGUGGAACAACAUGAGCCAACAAAUUUGCAAACGGUCAGCUGCACAUAUUGAAAAAGUUAUGAACAGGAAAUGAAACGGAAGCUGACAAUAUUCUCCAACGACGACGACGAUGGUGACUGGACCUUUCCGUUCCAGCUUUCUAUUGGUGACUGGCCGACAUGGUUGGCAGUUGCUUAAUUGGCCCGGAAUGUUUGCUUAUCAACAACUGUUUUUCGCCGGGCUUUAAAGGCCUGCCUUUCGGAAAAUAAAAGCCACCGAAGGGCCAAAUUAGCCAGUUAGAAGGGUUUGCCAUGGCCGAGGAGAAGCACCGCAUGUUGUACCAGGGUCAGGAUGCCAGUCAGGAGGAUCCCCAGAAGCAGCGACCCAUGUCCUUGUCGCCCUCGGAACCGCCCACCUACGACGAUGCCAUGAACGAUGCAGCGCCAUCCGGUUUGGCCAACUUUGGCUACUCCGCCGAUCGCCGGAGAACCUUCUUUGCGGAGCCACAACAUCUGAGGAAUGGCCUGGAGGAGAUGCCCCACGUGGAGGAUGCGGAGGGGGAUGGUCCGCCGAUGCAGGAGGGAUUGCCAUCGCCUCCUGUGCGAGGUAAGCGGGGUUUUUAAGUUAAUGUAUUAUAAUGUUUUAUAUUAAUGUUUAUAUUUAGCAGAUUUUUCAUCUUGACCCCCCAACCCAAAUUGGGUAAACAGGCGAUGGAGAUAGUGUGUCCAGCUUGUGGUCAACGGGGAUUCACGCGCUUGAAGAGAUCGUCCAAUGCCACCACCCACAUUUGGGCCCUCUGGCUGUGCGCUUUUGGCUGGUGCUGCUGCGCCUGCUUGUGUCCGUAUUUAUGGAACGGCUGCCGGACGACGAAUCAUUACUGCUCCGCCUGCGAGAUCUUCCUGGGCGCACAUUAUCCUGCCGGCUGCUGCUGCUGCCGGCUGUAGUCCGGAAAUAUCCUGCAGGAUCGCAGCCGGAAUCCGGCCGCUAAUUGUGAAAGUUUUCCGUGUGUGAAUAAAGCUGAGUGGGCGGCACGCCUCUGACCACAAGGACUCCUCGGGGCUUAUUCGCUUGUAAUGAGUAACAGAGCCGAGCGUGGCCGGAAAUUGUGCGCCGUCAAAUCGAAUUGCCUACCUAAGCCCAUGGUCCGUCGUCCGUCGUCCUUCAUCCUUCGUUUUCAAUCUCCAAUACCCGAUCCCCCGCCAACGCCCAUGCCCAUCAACCCCCCGCCCAAAUGAUGCAUAACUGGCCUAAACAAAUUGCCUCAUCAUCACUACGGCUCGCACAUCCUGCCACCCAGAGCGGAUUGUUGUUGAUGCUGCUCGUUAUUGAUACCCUGCAAAAACGGAGAGUAUCCGGUUUUUUUUAUCAUGUUUUUAUGGCCUUAGAGUUGAACCCAUAUCAAGUUUAUUUUUGAUAAAGCAACAAAGGUUCAGCAUAUUUUAAAAGACCUAUAAAUGGUUAAAUGUAAUUUUAUUAGAUCUCUCCAUCAAUAUAUAAUCUCUUAGAAAGGCGUCUUAAAGUAUGCAAUUCUUAUUUUUAUUUUCGACAAAACAGUAACUUAGUUAUACCAUAGAUGUUGGCUUAAAAGAUAUAUUCAAUUGUUUUAGAAUUUUUAUCUGCAGGGCUUAGAAUCUCCCAAAAAUGUGUCUAAAAGUAGGCAGUAUAAAAAAAACCGUCGACUUCUGAUUUCUAAAAUUAUUAUUGCAUACUUUUACGCAUUUUUCCAAACCAAAUUAAAAUUAUAUUAAAUUAUUUACAAUGUUUUUUGCCCUUCAGAAGGGUAUCCUUGACUUUAAUUCGUCUGCACUUGUUUGGCUCUCAGUUGCGCUUUUUGUUUUCGAGGUUUCUGCCUAUUUCGGUGCUUUGCGGGGGCUUUGUUCAAUUUUUGGACUGCAAUUGGCCAGCGGUGGCAGCGAAUUCAAUUAGCGCCCCGUGGGAUGUGCGAUUUGGAGCCCAGCCUGCACUGCAACCUUCGACUGGGCCAGAAACUGGAGGCCGCAUUGGGAUUGACUGGCCAGAACUGCGGGGCCGUGAACAAAAGGCACAACUCGACAAUUAGUCGGGCCAGAGUGCCGCAACAACAAUUAUGGCCGUAAGAGCAUUAUGGCCAAGUGCAUUAUGAUGUGAUAACUGCGCCUCAAUCACAUCAAGUAUACGCCGCCUUGUCCACGCACGAGUUUAUUGCUGCUGCUGUCGUAAUAACAAUGAUAGUCAUAGCAAUACAAAUAAUAAUAAUAAUAUGUAAUGGGAAAACAAUGAAAAUGAGCUGCCAACGGCAGUCCGUCCCAAUAAGAUUACAAUUUUAAUUAGAUUAGCAUGCUGCUGGCUGUGCUGCUGUUUUUACGCCUGCCUCAAAUAUCUAAUGUAAGCAUCUGAAAAACUAUGUUAAUUUCAAUA
Molecule: messenger RNA, 2628 nt
Organism: Drosophila suzukii
Lineage: Eukaryota; Metazoa; Arthropoda; Insecta; Diptera; Drosophilidae
Source: RefSeq, a predicted model, not a curated record